This is a messenger RNA of Brassica napus (rape), 691 nucleotides long. RefSeq names its product protein EARLY FLOWERING 4. The record is from RefSeq and is a predicted model, not a curated record. Lineage: Eukaryota; Viridiplantae; Streptophyta; Magnoliopsida; Brassicales; Brassicaceae. Gene Ontology annotation, biological process: entrainment of circadian clock; positive regulation of circadian rhythm. Gene Ontology annotation, cellular component: nucleus. Bases 108 to 452 code for a protein of 114 amino acids. The transcript has a single exon.
AGAUAUUUACUAUAAAUAUCUGGUUUUUCUUGUGUGCAUCGUAAAAAGAAGAACACAAAAUCGAUACCGUCGGUUGAUAAUAUUAAUUUGGAAAAGAAAUUAUUUAAAUGAAGAGGAAUGGCGAAACGAAGCGGCGGAGGAACGUCGCAGAGGAAGCAGAGCAGGGAGGAGAAGACCCGGCGAUGUGGGAAAAUCUAGAUCGGAAUUUCAGACAAGUGCAAUCGGUUUUGGACAGAAACAGAUCACUGAUCCAGCAGGUCAACGACAAUCAUCAAUCGAAAAUGGCUGAUAACAUGUCAAAGAACGUCGCUUUGAUCCAAGAACUCAACGGAAACAUCUCUAAGGUUGUUUCCAUGUAUUCUGAUAUCAAUACCAAUUUCUCAUCGGCGUUUCACGGUGGCAAUAACCGACACGACGGUGGUGGUGGUGGUGCCGGAACCAGAGCUAAUUAAUCAAUCCCAUCUUUCUUUGUUGGACCGGCCGGUUUAAAAAUGUGAACCAGUCGGUUUAACCAAUGAUCUAAUACCUAUUAUAGUUAUGUUAUGUUAGUUUUGUUGCAAUGAUUGUCCUUAGAAAAAAAUCCGUGGGAGAAAACCCAUCAUUUGGGUUAUUUUAAUUAUGGUUUUGAGUCUUUUUCAAUGUGUCUCUACUGCAAUUUCUCUAUUAAUAGUAGUUAUUUAGAUUUUCCAUC